UGCCAUACAGUAAAACAGUAUUACUGGUCUUGUUUGGAUUUUAGGGUAUAAAUUGUCCCACGUGGAAUCCCUUUUGGCAGCAGGUCCUCCUCAAACACACUGGGCGUCACAUUCCUCGCUAUUGGUCGUCAUGGUGGCCACGGGACAGCUCCUCUAUAUAAGGUCCUCCCCUCCUCAGUCCUGAGGCACAACGACAAAGAGAGUACAACCUUCUGCUUUCACGCAAGUUAGAGACAGAGAGAGGAGGGAAACGUCAACCCUCAAUCCUAGGACUCAAACGAGCUUCAGUAUAGACACUUUCUAAACAGAAGAAUUUUUUUUUCCCCCAGCACUGCAUGCUGAAACUAUGACUUCUUUGUGUGAUAGAGCUCUUUUUCUCAUAUGCUUGACUGCACAGGUGUUUACAUUAGCCCGGUCCCAAGUGUGUCCACAAAGAUGCCAAUGCCCGGAGGAGCCCCCCAUCUGUCUCCCCGGGGUGCCCCUUAUCCUGGACGACUGCGCCUGCUGCCUUGUGUGCGCUCGCCAGAAAGGUCAGGCUUGUUCCGAAACGAAUCCCUGUGACUCACGGAAAGGCCUGCAGUGCGACUUCACCUCAGGAGAACACAAAAAGACGGGCGUAUGCGUUGCUCAUGAAGGAGACGUCUGUCUUCUGGAUGGUGUGGUCUACCAGAACGGCCAGACUUUCUUCCCCAGCUGCAAACACCAGUGCAUGUGUCGCGAGGGGCAGAUCGGCUGCAUACCGCGCUGCAACGUUGACGUCAUGCUGCCGGGGCCCGACUGCCCAAUGCCACGCCGAGUCCACGUCCCUGGCGAGUGCUGCGAGAAAUGGGUGUGCGAUUCCCCAGCUGAAGCCAGUGCACUGGGAGGAUUUGCUAUGGCAGCUUUUCGGCAAGAGGAAACGGUGAGCUUUGACUCCUGGGACCCCAGAUUGAACUGCAUCGAGCAGACCACAGAGUGGGGGGCCUGCUCUCGCACGUGCGGCAUGGGGUUGUCCACCAGGGUCACAAACAAGAAUCGCCGCUGUGAGCUGGUGAAGCAGAGCCGGUGGUGCAUGAUCAGACCCUGUCAUGACCAGCAGGACCAGACAGCGCUCUCUCAGCCAAAGAGAGGCAGUAAAUGCCAAAGAAUGGUGAGGAGCGAUGCAGCCGUUCACCUCUCCUACAAAAACUGCACCAGCGUCCAGGCCUACAAACCUCGCUACUGCGGCUCCUGCACAGACGGCCGUUGCUGCACCCCACACAGAACCAAGACCGCCCUGGUGGAGUUCACGUGCGCCGGCGGUAAAACCAGCAAGAGGCCGGUCAUGGUGAUCUUGACCUGCGUCUGCCACAGAAACUGCCCGCGGGAUAAUGCAGUGUGGCAGCCUUCGGAGCUGGGCUACAGUGGGAUGACGGUAUAGGUCAAAGCUUUUGUCAUUACAGGCAAUGACUGAAUUCAUGAUUUGGAAUUUUUUGUGCAAAAUCUUGAACAUGAGUUGUAUCAACUCUUCUUUAGUCCAAAAUAUGCAAACAUGUGACGAUGUGGACUCUUCUGUGCACAAAUGAAAGUCAACUUUGAUUUAGAGUGAAAGCACUUAGCACAUGUGACGUAAUGAGUCUCUCCUCUUUUGGAGAUCAGAUUUAGAAAAUGAACGACAAUGGAUAUUCAUCACAGAUUCACAAGGUAUCCUGAGAGCAUUUAUGGGACAACA
Molecule: messenger RNA, 1690 nt
Organism: Hippocampus comes (tiger tail seahorse)
Lineage: Eukaryota; Metazoa; Chordata; Actinopteri; Syngnathiformes; Syngnathidae
Gene: ccn3
Product: cellular communication network factor 3
Exons: 5
Coding region: 347-1399 (350 amino acids)
Biological process (GO): cell adhesion; positive regulation of cell differentiation; chondrocyte differentiation
Cellular component (GO): extracellular matrix; extracellular region
Molecular function (GO): integrin binding; heparin binding
Source: RefSeq, a predicted model, not a curated record